AUGGGUGUGGUGGUGGUGAUGGCAGUGGUGAUGAUGGUGGUGUUGAUGAGGAUGUUGGUGAUGAUAAUGAUGGUGGUGACUAUAGUGGUGGUACCAGAUGAUGAUGGUGGUGUUGAUGAUGGUGGUGUUGAUGAUGGUGAUGAUGGUGGUGGUGAUGAUGGUGGUGAUGGUGAUGGUGAUGAUGGUGGUGAUGGUGGUGGUGGUGUUGAUGGUGGUGGUGAUGAUGGUGGUGUUGAUGGUGGUGGUGUUGAUGAUGGUGGUGGUGUUGAUGAUGGUGGUGUUGAUGAUGGUGGUGGUGUUGAUGAUGGUGGUGUUGAUAGUGGUGGUGUUGAUGAUGGUGGUGAUGAUGAUGAGGAUGUUGCCGUUGAUGAUAAUAAUGGUGGUGUUGAUAAUGAUGUUGGUGGUGAUGAAGGUGGUGUUGAUGGUGGUGAUGGUGGUGGUGAUGAUGGUGGUGGUGAUGGUGGUGGUGAUGAAGGUGGUGUUGAUGGUGGUGAUGGUGGUGGUGGUGAUGGUGGUGGUGAUGGUGGUGGUGAUGAUGGUGGUGUUGAUGGUGGUGGUGAUGAUGGUGGUGUUGAUGGUGGUGGUGUUGAUGAUGGUGGUGGUGUUGAUGAUGGUGGUGUUGAUAGUGGUGGUGUUGACCGAAGUAAUAAAACUGUUCAUUUGCUUUGCAAAUUUAAGAAAUAUUAUAUGAACAUAUAA
Molecule: messenger RNA, 699 nt
Organism: Paramuricea clavata
Lineage: Eukaryota; Metazoa; Cnidaria; Anthozoa; Malacalcyonacea; Plexauridae
Source: the annotation of a GenBank genome assembly